UUUUCACUUGUGCUUUUUUUUUUUACACUGUACAUAUAACUGUAAUGUGAAUGUUUAGUGCCUCACCAUUUUUUCCACACAUUUCACUGUCCUAAUACGCAACACUAAUACAUUGUUUCCCAAGUUCAUUGUACUCUUACCUAUACAUCGUAUCAUUCUCAGAAAUUGUUUUCUUUAAUUCAUAUGAUGAUGAAAUCGUUUCAUUAGAAACAAAACCACAGGAUUCUAUUGUGGGCUAGGUUUACUGGCUUUCAUUCAGAAGAGCUUAUGCAAUUUAUGGUCUUUUUCUGUCUUUAAUAAAAACUAUUAAUGAUCUACUGCUUUUGUGAUUCAGGGAAAUUCUUAGAAUAUUUGGACUACAUUGAGACACAUGAUUUUGUACAUGGGUAUUUCAUUUUGACAAAUAUAUGGCUGCCAUUUCUAGAAGUAGAGUAAAUUGUUAUAUCAAAUUUAUAUUACUCCUAGCUGCUACAGUUUUUGUCUGCCUUCUAUGAAACUGUUAAUAGAUCAUGGGUACAUGAUUUUUGUCAUUUGAAGGAACAAUCUCAUUGCUUUGCUAAAAUAAGAAUAACCUGUAAAAUCACUUCUUUCUCAUAAUCACAAGGUAGUCAUAUAUGCUUGAGGGUAAAGCCAUUUAAGGACAGUAAUCAGAAGACUCCAUCAAGACGGUAACUCGGACAGUAAUCAAAAGACUCCAUCAAGAUGGUAGCUCUACUAAUCAGACUUAAGUAGUGUAAGGGAAGAUACUCUGCAUAUUAUUCCAGGUUGAUUUUUACAUCUGUCAUAGCAGUGUCUUUGUUUAAAGCAGUUAUAUUUUAUAGGAUUUUAUAUAUUUUAUAGGAUAUGUUAGUGGCGGUAAAUUUGAGAUUAGUGUGAUUCAGAUUGAUUUUAUCUUAAUUUUUAACUGGAUUAGAAUUUGCUCAUAAGUGUACUUUAGAUUAAAAAUAUUUGUUUCUUAUUUUGCUUAAUAUAGCCAGACAAAUAAUUUAGGUCUGCUUGUUUUCAAAUUAUAUGAGUCAAAUUCUAACUUGUGCAUACAUGUAUAUGCAAUAUAGUCAUAUGAUAGAAGUCACAUUCAGUAUUAUUUGGAAUAUGAGAAAAUCAAGGUUAAAGUGGAAUGAUGGCCAUAUAAUUUAGCUGCCCUCCCUCUUAGAUACACAUAUCAACACUUUGCCACAAGUUACAUCCCUUGUUGGCCAUUUGGAGUGAAAAAAUCUUAUUUCCCUAUGUUGGCCUUUGUAAUUUUCUGAUCUGUAGCAUUGACAUUUGUUAUUUUUUCAUCAACUGCAGUCAACUAAAAUAAUACUCCAGGGUGGGGCAACCCAUAAACUUGUAUAAAAACUGAAUAAUUAGCUAUAAUUCACAGUUGUAACCUCUUAUUUUUGGUAGGUAUUCACCAAUUGACCAUUGGUUGGCUCUGCAAAGGGGGAUGAUAAAAUUAUUAUUAUGUAUUAAUCCCUUCCAUAAAUUACAAGAAAUGGGAGUUUUGAAAUGUAAGCCUAUUCUGACAGCAUAGUUUCUCCUUUAAAAGUGUACAUGCUUUUCCUUUUAAAGCGUACAUUACUCCUUUUAAAGUGACCACCGCGGUGGUUUAGAGGUAGAAUGUUCACCCCGCAUGUGAGAGGUCAGGAUUCAAAUCCCGGCCGCGACAGACCAAAGUUGUUAAAAUAGGUAUAGUGACAGUUCCAUCGCCAAACACUCGAGGCAUCAGGUGUGAAUGUCACAGGUCCUUUUUCACUCCUCAAUGGUCGUAAGCACCGAGCAAAGGCCUAAAUUUGAAGCCCCUUACCGGUAUUGGUGACGUCUCCAUAUGCAUUAUUGAGUGAAAAAUUCUUGAGAGGGAUGUUAAACAAGAUACAAUCAAUCAAUCCUUCUAAGGUGUACAUGCAGAAUUCAGGGUUUGAACCUAAAACCUGCUGCACACAACAAGCAAAGAACAUCAUUAUAGCCAUUUUGUAAAAUCUACAUUUAAAAAAACCUUGUUACAAUGUAUAUAGUUUUCAAACUUUUAUAUAGAUUGUUGCAAUCUAUAUAAAAGUUUGAAUACUAUAUCUAGCAAUCUGCUUUUUUAUAUACAUGUAAUUGUUUUUGUUCUAUGAUAGAACUUGUAAUGAUACUUGAUAUAUCAUGCAUAAUUUAUUAUUUUAGAUGAAGGGCUGUGCUCAAGUUCAAAUUUUUUUUGUAUAUAUGUCAAAGUUUGAUAAGUUUGUUUACCACCUUCUUCUAUUGAUGGACUGAAUAUCACAGAUUCUGAAAUGUAAAUCUCUUUUUCUCUGAAUUUUCCUCUUGUAUAGAGAUUUAAAUUUAUUUCCUUUUUCAAAAUCAGAUGCAGCAAUUCUAUUCAACAUUGCCACUUAUACUUUUCGAGGUUUUCACAGUGAUUUUGAGUUAAAGGGCAAUGCUCAUGAAAAAUGUAAUAAAUGCAGAUUUAAGCAGAAAUAUUACAAUGUAUAUACAGUCCACUCCGGAGAUAUUGAAAUUGUUGAAAUAUAUAUAUACACAAAAAUCUACACAUGUUUUACCAAUUGAAGAACUUCCAAGUUGAACCAAUUUUGCAUACUGAAAUUUUCCUGCAUUGUAAGAUCAUUCACUCCAAUGCAAAGUAGUAAAAAGAAAAUGUUCAAAAUUUAACCUCAAAAAAGUUUUAAUUCAUUCAUUUAAACUAAUAACUGGAAGAUACAAUUUAAGACUUGGUGACUUUGUCUUGUAAAAUUUGCCCCAGAACUUCAGAUUGGAAGCUCUUUGAGAGCUGGAGAAAUUGCUUACUUAUAUAAACCAGGCUUUGUGAAUAUAGCAUGAAAUUAAACUGAAGUCAGAACUGAAGUUUUGUAUAUAAACUUGUUUAGUUACAAAUAUUACACAAAUACAGUAAUGACAUUUUGAAUCAUAUUAAAAUCUAAUCUCAUCGUGAAUUUUCUCGACAUGAAAAUGUUAACAUCAUAUGGAUUAGCUCAGUUUGAAAAUUUGACUUAAGUUUAUUCUCAAUUUAUGGUCAUGAAGCCUGAGUAUAUUUAUAAAGUAAAAACUUUAAUUUUGUAAUAUUUGAUAAGACUGCUUACAGAAGGCAGUUUGCAUUUAGUAAUACCAUGAUUUUCUUUUUUGUUCAUCUUAAAUUACCAGAAUUGCUUUUUGAAUGAAAAUCUUUUUCUUCAAAAUCUCAAUCUAUCUACUCAAAUAAUUUUACUAUUGAAUUCUUUAUUAAGGUUUAAUGAGUUGGUUCUUUGAGCUAGCUGUUUUAUGAGCCGUUUUACUUCAAAUUAUUUUGUAAGAAAACGAUUGAACUACCCUCAUGUGUAUUCAAGAUUGUUAUUAAAUAUAAAUCAAUGCCAAGAGUAAGUUUAAGUAGUAUUCAUUUGGCCCCUAUCAGAAAAUUUGAGGAUAUAUUUGCACAGAAUUUAUUGGAUAGCUCUUCUUCGGGAUGGGGGAUGUUUGUUUAAAUUUGUGCGUUUAUAAAAUUUCUUCUUGUCAGAAAUCUACAAAGUAUUCAACCAUACCAACAAAAGAAUUUAAAACAAACUAGACUAUUAUGAUGUUUUAGGGAUUAAGAGCUCCGUACUGGUAGUCCAGGCUGAAUAGAAAUGCAAACAAUCAACAAGGGGGAAAACCCUGCAUUCAUUUGGCAUUAGAAUAUUUUAACAUGUUAAAUACAAAUUGAUUAAUCUACAUUCAUUCAGAUCAUGAUGCUUGUUUACAUUUCAGCUUGGGGUGUAACAAUUCAUUAUAGAUUAUUUAAAACAUGCAUCGGACGUCUUUCAUGAUUCUGAGGUUGUUAAGAUAGAUCAAUAAAUUUAAAUGCAAUAUUAGAAUAAAUAUGUUUCGUAACCGGUAAUAAUGACUUUUAUGAUUGUACUUUAUAACAAACAAACGAUACAAAGGAUUUGAUAUGGUUUGUAAACUUGCUGCCUCAGAGCAAGUAAAAUUGUAUGGUCCUAAAGGAAGAAAUAUUGGUUUUGGUAAUCUAUCUAUGCAACUGCUCUGAUCUAUCACAAAAUAUUGUGAAUAACUUUGCUUCCAUUUCAUGGAAUGAUUUCUGAACUUAUAGGAUGAAAGUGUCCAUAAUCUGAAGAUGUGUUAAUGUGAUCUUAAAUCGAUUAAGGUCACAUCACCAAGGUCAAGGUCACAGAGCAAUCUGAAUUUGAAAUCAUGUCUGAGCUUUCUCUUUACUUUCAAUUGCAUGCUUUGGUAUGUUGUUGCCCUUGAGCUAAAUGUGACUGUUUUGAUUGUGAAUGAAAGUCAUGUUGCCAGGUCAAGGUCACAGGGCAAUGGGAUGUUGAAAUGGCUUCCAAACUCAGUGCUACAUUUUUUUCUCUCUCUCUGGUUUUACAGACAUCAAACUCUAGAAUGUGUUUAUCCAAAUUGCUUAAGACCUUUGAUAUGAAUUGAACAUAUUCUAUUGCAUCAUAAGGUAAAAUGUUCAAAAUGGGAGCACAAGCACACUCUGAUUAAGUUGGACAUAGUUCAUUCAAAAUUGACAAAACAAACAUCAAAUGGUAUAUGCAUAUCAUCGAUCCAGUUUAAAUUUUCACCAUGUAAAUCGACACAGAUUAUUGGUAUAUUAUCCUUACUUGUCAAAGUUAUGUAACAAAUAUUGGGUUUAUCUUCCGUCUAGUCACCCGUCUUGUAUGAAAUUUAAUCUCGACUGUUUGUAAAAGUCUGAGGAAGCAAACUUGCAAGUCUGAGUACUAUAGAAAGUAAAAAACAGCUUUAAUUAUUUGAUUUUAAUCUCAGCUGUAUUUCAAAAUUGGAACUUGGACCAGUUAAAAGAGAUGACACAGGGUUCUAGUCCUCAGCUCAGGUUUUAACUAAUAAUUCUUAAACUCAAUACCUAUUUAUGUUUGGCACAAUACUAAAACCGAUAUUUUUGAUAUGGUCUAAAUGUGUUCUUUUAUUAAUCAGGAUCCCCACAAUGCAGAAUUUUAAACGGCUAUGCAUAGCAUGAAAGAAUAUAGCAUUAUUGUUCAUGGAGUACCUGUUGAGUGGCCCUUUAAUUAAUAAAGAAAGGCUUACAAAAAUACUAUGUGAUAGAUUAUACAAUUGUGACCAGGCCUUCCAAGCAACGGACUGCCGAGUAAGAGGGGGGGCAUCAAUCUAUCUUGUCAACCAGUCUGAGUAAUAGACAACUGUGGCAGGGCUAGGGCAGGCAACCAUUAGUAAAACAGAGAAAAGUAUUGAAGCUCACUAGACCUAGCUGAUUGGAUCAUAGAAUUUUAAAUAUUCUCACUCGCAAGGACUUGCGGUACAGACAUGCAGAGAUAAGGACUAGUGUGUAAUCGGUUACGCUAUAAGAACUUUUUCAGACUUGGAUUGCUAGUAAUAAAUAUGCAUGAUAGGAAAUUGAGUGCUUUGUUAUGAAGUAAAAUAGUCUGCAGGAGUAAUAAAAAUGGGCAUGGAAUUUGGAGGAACUAUAGAGUUACAGCAUUGAUUUAUGUGUAUGGAUUUAAAAAUUUAGUGCUAAAGAGUCGUAAAAUGGCAUUAUUGAUGAAGUUUUUAUUGGUUGUCAGGACUGUUGAUUCGUGUUUAUUGAAAGUUGCCCUUCACGAGAUGUGAGCAAACUGAAUGUAGCAAGAGGAACUACAACUGAGGAAUUAAAGGAGAAGAAUUUCUUGGCAGUGCAUUAUUUAUUUAUCGCUAUUAGAAUUCACUGGAUCUGGAGGUUAUGUUUCCUUUUAUUGAUGGUUUUGGUUCGUGAUGGAUCGGAAUGAAGUUCGUAGUGGUUUCCACUUCAUAAAGUUGGAUUUUAUGUAAUUCGAUGAAGCUGGAUUCUGAGAAAAUGAUUUCUCGGCCGAGAACGUCUCAGUCUGCACGAUCCCGGAUUAAAGGACCUAUUUAUCAAGAGGAGGAUCCCAGUAAUUUUUGGGAAGUGGACUUAUCUUUUCGACCCAUAGAUAUUUCUAUAUUUGGGAGGAAUCAAGGAUUCCGUCACAAUUUUUCUUCGUACGCGGAGUGGGAGAAAACAUAUGGUUACCAGUUAAGUAGCGGCAGUGAGAGUGAGUGUGAUGAUUCCGACUCAGACUCCGAUGAAAAGAAAAAUGCGGAGGAAAAAGGGAGAUCAUAUCGUAUGCGUGCAGGGGUUAAUUGUGAUAGCGGCAUUAAAAGUUAUCUUGACGGAAAUCUGAGUGACAACAAACUUCAGGAGGAGCUUCUACGCACAACCCAGCUUGUCUACAGCUACAAAGAUGGCAAGGGGAUGGUUCCAAAGCUUCGGGAGCCUAGAAAUUUGUAUGCUCUUGCCAAAGAACUUGGACCUCAACAGGCAGCUAGAUGGCCAGCUGAUAUUCAGGUCUUGGAUGAGAAAGUCAAACACAUUCGCUACAUUCCACCAGAGCCCGAGAUAUUCUACAAACCAACUGGUUGUGAAAAGACACCAAUGGUGCGGGGAGAGGAAAACGGAGGGCGUUUAGUAUAUAUGUACGAACCCCGUUCCACAUUUUUUGUGAGGUCCCGUGUGGGAGGGCUUCGUUCCGGGCCUCAGAAGUGCAAUAUUGACCUGGAGUCUGCUGAAGAUGAAACUCUUAUAUUUGAAUCUCGAUUUGAAAGUGGAAAUCUUGCCAGAGCUGUUCAAGUUAACUCCACUGACUAUGAGCUGUGGCUGAGAUAUGACCUCUACACAAACAAACACACACAGUGGUUCUACUUCAGGGUAUCGAAUACAAGGGCCAAUAAAACAUAUCGCUUCACCAUUGUCAACUUCAUGAAGUCUGAUAGUCUAUAUAAUGAUGGAAUGAAACCGUUAAUAUAUAGUGAGAAAAAUGCUCAACAGAAGAAGAUUGGGUGGGUGAGAGGUGGAGGAGACAUAAAGUACUACAAGAACAAUCUCAGGUAUUCUACAUCUAAAUGUGACAAAUCUUUCUAUUCUCUGACCUGGACAGUGAAGUUGGAACACAACCAUGACACUGUCUACUUUGCCCACUGUUUUCCAUACACAUACACUGACCUACAGGACUAUCUGUUGGACCUGAAUAAUGACCCAGUGAAGAAUAAGAUCUGUAAACAGAGAGUUCUGUGUCGCACAUUGGCAGGGAAUCUAGUCUACCUACUCAGUAUCACCUCACCCACACAAAACUCAGAGGACAUGAAGCACAAGAAGGCAGUUGUAAUCACAUCUAGGGUACAUCCAGGGGAAUGUAACUCCAGUUGGAUGAUGAAGGGCUUCCUCGAUUACCUGACUGGGAAUUCUGCUGAUGCCAAGCUUCUUCGUGAUACCUUUAUCUUUAAAAUUGUGCCAAUGUUGAACCCUGAUGGGGUGAUAGUGGGGAAUUACAGAUGUUCCCUUGCAGGAAGGGAUCUCAACAGAAACUACAAAACGGUGCUCAAGGACUCCUACCCAUCUGUCUGGCACACCAAAAAUAUGAUCAGAAAAUUGUUGCAAGAAAGGGAGAUAAUAGUGUACUGUGAUUUGCAUGGACACAGUAGAAAACAGAAUGUGUUUAUAUAUGGCUGUGAGAAUCGACACAAUGCAGACAAGAGGCUAAAGGAGAGAGUCUUUCCACUCAUGCUCAACAAAAAUGCUCCAGACAAAUUCAAGUUUGAAUCCUGCAAGUUCAAGGUGCAGAAAAGUAAGGAGGGCACAGGGAGAAUUGUUAUGUGGAACAUGGGCAUCAUGAACAGUUACACCAUGGAGGCCACAUUUUGUGGUUCCACCAUGGGCAAGAAGAAAGGGUACCACUUCAGUAUGGCAGAUUUCGAGGCGCUAGGUUACCACUUCUGUGACACUUUAUUGGACUACUGUGACCCCGACAACACCAAAAGUUGCAAUAUUCUUAUUGAACUUGAGGAACGCUUGAAACGUGAGAUAAUGGUCCGACUCCAGAAAGCAGCCAGUACUUCAUCAGCUACAGACAUCAAUGACAUCAACCUUAGUGACUUCUCCUCAGAUGUAGAGUCAAGUGAUGGCGGCUCUGAUAGUUCUGUGUCGGACGGUCCACCAGUUCAUCUCCAGUUCACUGCCUCCAGACCCACUCGGCCCCAUUCACGACCCUGUAUCCGGGUUAUGCCAUUUGAUUGGCAGCCUACCAAAAAGAAGAAAAAAUUGAAAACGAAGAAAGAGAGGGAUCGCGUCAGAAGUUUCAAACAAGACGACCAACCAAAGAAGCCCACACCUGCCACUGACAGACCUGCCUCUGAUCCACAUACCUGCGAGAAGAAGCCCAUGUUGACAGGGCAUCAACAAUCACAUGCAAAGCAGGAAAAGUAUUCAUUAAAAUUUGAACAGCUGACUUCACCUCCCGCUGGUAUGAAGUAUACAUUAGCUGUAAAGAGACCCAAAUCUAGCGAGGAACAUUCAACUCAACCCAUAAUUAAUGACGAGAAAUCGGAACAGCGUGCACGAAGGGCCUACACAACACUUUUCAAUCCUCAAGACCACAGUGAUUACCUGGAAGCUUUGACAAACGCUUAUCUCAGAAAUGGACUGCUGGUUCAGGAACAAGCAGCUCCACAUUUCCGUUACUCAGGGAACAAGGUGUCUCCGACAAUCCCCUUUAAUCUGGAUGGAUUGUGCCCUCACCAUGAGCAGACAUUUGCUGCUCAGUAUAUGGCACAGCAAUUACAAAACAUGAACAGUGGAGAUCCAGAUUGGUUACUGCAUGGGAUUAGAGGACGACCCAAAAUUCUCAAACCAUUCCGUCAAAAAAAUCAGGAUGAGAUUAUUGCAAAACUGUUAGGGAUGCCUGCAGCAGUGUGUCCACCUAUCAGACCGUUGCCCAUCCCAGUUGUAGGAAAUACCUUUGUAAAAGUUUGGAAAGACAGGAUACAUAAAUCUAGGAGAAGCAAUUUCCCGGAUGCCACAAUAGACGAGAUUGUGCGGUCUCAAAUCACCCACCAGGCCAGUAUUCCCCUCUCCAGACAGCCUCUCCAGAGACACAUCUUAGAAGUGUCUGCGGCACAACAAAGGCAACAGGAUGUGCUCCUUCAGGCACGUAAACAUCCUGCCUACCCAGUUUCAGGCAGAAUGUGUUACCGCCAUAAAUUGGCCAUCAGCCGAGACCAGAUCAACCCCAAUCUGGUUCUCAUCCAGGACUCCCUCGCACAUACAUUUCUCCUUCAGGGAGACAAAUCAGGUAAUGCCAUUCGUCAACACCCUAACCCUUUUGAUGAACAAUAUACUCAUGCAAAAAACAGCAGACCUCGAGCGCACGUGCCAGAAACCUCAUUCAGCAGUUACGAGCCAAGUGGCACAAAAAAUCAACAGGUGCCUGAGGAAGAACUGCCAGAAGGGGAGGCCAUUACUGACACCACUGCCAGAGAGGAUACAGGUGUGGAGGAAGAGGAGAAUGAACAUAGAAAACAGGGUCACAAGCCAAAACAUAAAGAGAAAGGAGGCAGGAAAAGCCGAAUGGGGAUGAGAGAAUCCGAUGAUGAUCCCGCUCACCAGACGGAAGGUCCAGACUAUUUACAGGACCCUCAUCAGCACACUGGACCGCGGGUCAAAUCGGCCAAAGGUGGCAAAGAAAUGGACAGUGUCGUAGAGAGCAUCAAGGAGUUGCGGCAGUCUCUGGCUAACAAUGCUAUACAGCAAAAUCUCAGCCCAACAACAGGAGGUUACAUAAAGAGGCUUAUGAGGGAAACUGGUGAGGAGAUUGAGGAAUUAACCAAUGAAAUCCGUCAUGACAUAGAGCAAGAACAUAGAAGGGAGCAUGAUAAACCGAAAGCAAAAGAAAUAACUAAGAAGUUUCAAUCUCUUGAUGAUUACAAAAUGAACAAUGAAAAUAGAAAUUACAAUAAUCCGACUCUGUCCAUUGGUAGUAAGAGCAAGACUGUUUUGACCCGAGAACCUCCUGGCAAUAAUUUUGAUGACAAGAGACCAUUUAAUGCCAGAUUCAAAUCUAAAAGUGUGACCAGUCAUCCGGUCAGUGAUAGAACAUAUGACAGAACUCAGAAAUGGAAAGAUCCAAGUUUAAUGAUCUCAGGUGACACAACAGUCAACUACAGCAACACGUACGUCACAAGCUCGCGAAAAUCCACAUCAGAAACAGUUUACACCGUCCCUGCUAGCACUGCUAAUGUAGUUCAUGUCAGCAACUCCGGCGCUAACUCUUAUAGAAAUAGCUACAUGCCAAUCACAACCACCACUGCCACUCAAACAUCGUCCAAGAUCGAGAAGUCCUUUCCCAGGGUAGAACUGUACCCUGAGACUGACCAUCCAGUUAGAUUAGCGGAAGCCAAUGGAUAUGCUAUGUAUAACUCCAAAUCCAAGAGUGCGAAGGAUCUACGAGAUGGAAUAACCAAUGUGGUCACUGGUAAAGAGGACAGAAAAUCCAGUGACAAAUCAGAUAGAUACUUCGAGUUUGAAAUUACUGGAUUGACCCUCUCUACCAAAACUCAUUCUGUUGAGAAGCAGCACCAAAAUCGAGUGAAAUCUGCGAAAUCUGGUCGACAAUCAGUAGGUAAGCAGAACAUCACGCCGACCUCACUAACAGAGGCUGUGCCGACAAAAAUACAACUAAUGAUUAGCCAGGACCACCAGGAGGAUAAGGCUUACGGGGGUCAGUUCCUGCCCCUCUCCCGCACAAUCCGGGCACCUUUCUACAGAAACAACAACUCCAAACGGAAAUGAGGAGCAUGUACACCAAAUCAUGGACAGACGAACCAAAUACUCAUUUCACUGGACAGGACCUACAGGAAUUUUAAUAUUUCGUCAUUACGCUUUCACCCAAUCUCAGUGUUGGCCUGCCCCAUUUUAUUUCUAUACACCACUCCUAGCCAGUGUAGAUCUGUGCUGUAUGUAGGUUCCUCUGUGCAAGAUUUGACAAAUCAUAAAAAGUGUAGCAUAGGAAAUGAUUUGGUGAACCACACUACACUGUGCCAUGAUUAUUAUACAAAUUCAGACCUACCUCUAGAAGUAUUGCUGAUCCAUUUCAACCAAGAGCUUGUAGAUAAAAUAUAAUGUAUAUGAUGCGUUUGUCAAACUUUGUAAGUGAGAUUCAUUUCUAUUGUGCCAAAAUGUUAAGAUAUAUUUAUUCAGAUUGAGAGUAUUAAACAUUUAAUGGUGUACAGAAUUAAGAUUAAUUACAAACAGUUCCUGUGUCUGACUGGAGGGGACUGCUAUAUUCUAGAUAGAUAGGUAUAUAUACAAUAUAUGAUGUGUACACCUGCUUAAAGUAGGCUCUAUUUAUAGUGUGAAAUGCAUGCACAUUGUAGAGGUGUACUUGUGAGUGAAUAAUUGUAUGUUAAUUGUCCUAGUUUUUAGCCACAUAAGAUAUGACUAUACUUCAUAGAACAGGGUUUAUUUUCACAUGUUAUAUUUUUUGUUUGCCCGACAAGUUUAUUCUACAUUAUGUGCCAAGUUUUGUCGAGUGCUGACUGUUUAACAUUGAAAUUUUACACAAAAAGUAAACAAAGUAAUUUGCAUAACUGACCAAGUCCUAGAUACUUGCUAUACAUGCAUUUUGAAUGUGCCUUUUUUGUUGCAAACCCGUCCAUGUUUCUGUUUUAUAUGUAUGGAAUUACAUUAUAAGAUUUACAUUAUUAAAUAUAAAUGAAGAAAUAAAACUAUUGAUGAAAUUCUU
This is a messenger RNA of Ostrea edulis (European flat oyster), 11507 nucleotides long. RefSeq names its product cytosolic carboxypeptidase 2-like. Lineage: Eukaryota; Metazoa; Mollusca; Bivalvia; Ostreida; Ostreidae. The transcript is spliced from 41 exons. Gene Ontology annotation, biological process: proteolysis. Gene Ontology annotation, molecular function: metallocarboxypeptidase activity; zinc ion binding. Bases 5750 to 10555 code for a protein of 1601 amino acids. The record is from RefSeq and is a predicted model, not a curated record.